Molecule: messenger RNA, 615 nt
Organism: Aspergillus eucalypticola CBS 122712
Lineage: Eukaryota; Fungi; Ascomycota; Eurotiomycetes; Eurotiales; Aspergillaceae
Exons: 1
Coding region: 185-556 (123 amino acids)
Source: RefSeq, a predicted model, not a curated record
AGUCGUACGGGUGUAAGACUGGAUGUAUAUAACGGGGGAGGAUGACUCCUCCAGAAGCGAUCAGACCGGGAUACAUAUUUGGAAAUCAAGCGUCCCCUCCAGCCCCACCAGGAAGUCGGCAACGAACCUGACAUGAUGUUUCUCUCCUGAGGGGGGGACCCCCAUAGAGCACGCAAUACCAUCAAUGCCUCUUUUUUCUUUUCAAGAAAGAAAGAGGGGUAAAAUAUUGAUGGGUGUGGUUGUAAGGGAAAUGGUUACGACAGUAAUGUGCCAUCGAUACGAGGGUUCUGGUGUCGUGGGAAUAAGCAACAAUAGGCAGUGCAUGCUGAGAACAAUACUCCGUAGAUACUCCAGCCCCCCCCCCGUUUCGGGAUCGCACCCGUUAACUCCGGAGUCGACUGGGCCGAAAGUUCGGUUUGAUACAUGGUCGCUGCGCUUACUUCACGGGAAAAUAGAAUCCGUAUCGUCCUUCCAGAUGACAAAUUGGCCGAUCCAACCCCACGAAGCUGGUCACCGGAGACGCGGAUUCAGGAGUCUUUCCACUAGACUGGUGUGAUUGUUCUGGCGCGAUCGCUGCUAUUCAUCCUGUGGAAUAGUCCGAAAUCGCUUCCAUUA